AUGGCUACUUCCUUCAUGCAAAGCUCUUCUUCUACCUAUGGUGGUGGCUUUGGGGGUGGUGGAACCAACAGCUCUCGCCUUUCCUCCAUCCGAACAGGAGGAACCUGCCGAGCUCCAAGCAUACAUGGAGGAUCUGGUGGCAGGGGUGUUUCCAUCUCUUCAGCUAGGUAUGUCUCCUCUGUAGGAGGUGGAUAUGGUGGUGGCGGCUUGUGUUCUGGUUAUGGUAGUGGUUAUGGAGGGGGCUACAGUGGCUUUGGUGGUGGUGCAGCCUGUGGCUUUGGUGGAGGAGCUGGCUUUGGUGGAGGGUCUGGCUUUGGUGGAGGGGCUGGCUUUGGUGGAGGUUUUGACGUUGGUGGUGGCUUUGGUGGUGGUGAUGGCCUUCUCUCUGGAAAUGAAAAGAUAACUAUGCAGAAUCUGAAUGACCGUCUGGCUUCGUACCUGGACAAGGUACGAGCACUGGAAGAGGCAAAUUCGGAUUUAGAAGUUAAAAUCCGAGACUGGUAUCAGAAGCAAGCUCCCACCAGCCCAGCUCGGGACUACAGUAAUUAUUACAAGAUAAUUGAGGAUCUCCGAGACAAGAUCCUUGCAGCCACUAUUGACAAUUCCAGAGUCAUUUUGGAGAUUGACAAUGCCAGGCUGGCUGCAGAUGACUUCAGACUGAAAUAUGAGAAUGAGUUGUUCCUGCGCCAGAGCGUAGAGUCCGACAUCAACGGUCUGCGCAGAGUCCUGGAUGAGCUGACUCUGUCCAGAGCUGACCUGGAGAUGCAGAUUGAAACACUGAAGGAGGAGCUGGCUUAUCUAAAGAAGAACCAUGAGGAGGAAAUGAAAGAGUAUUCAAAUCAGCUAAGUGGAACAGUCAACGUGGAAAUGGAUGCGGCUCCUGGCAUCGACCUGACCAGAAUUCUCUCUGAGAUGAGGGAACAGUAUGAAGCUCUGGCUGAGAAGAACCGUAAAGACGCUGAGGCCUGGUUCUUCACUCAGACUGAUGAGCUGAACCGUGAAGUGGCCACCCAUACACAACAGAUACAGACCAGCAAAUCGGAGAUCACAGAACUGAGACGCACGGUCCAGGGCCUGGAGAUUGAGCUCCAGUCACAGCUCAGCAUGAAAGCUGGACUGGAAGCCAACUUGCGAGAUACAGAAGGACGAUACUGCGCACAGCUGGCACAGAUUCAGGCCCUCAUCACCAGCGUUGAGGAGCAAUUGGGUGAACUUCGAUGCGACAUGGAGCGUCAGAACCAGGAGUACAGAAUGCUCAUGGACAUCAAAAGUCGCCUGGAGCAGGAAAUCGCCACAUACCGCCAGUUGCUGGAGGGCCAGGACUCUCAGAUGUCAGGAGUGAACCCUAAGGAUGCAGCAUAUCUGAGCAGUGGAAGAGUUCGCAUGAGCAUGGAAGAUGAUGGAAAACCUAUUUCUACUCGUGAAAGGAGACUCCCGUAA
This is a messenger RNA of Aptenodytes forsteri (emperor penguin), 1440 nucleotides long. RefSeq names its product keratin, type I cytoskeletal 15. Gene Ontology annotation, molecular function: structural molecule activity. Lineage: Eukaryota; Metazoa; Chordata; Aves; Sphenisciformes; Spheniscidae. The record is from RefSeq and is a predicted model, not a curated record. The coding region runs from base 1 to 1440 and encodes 479 amino acids. The transcript has 8 exons.